AUGGACGCUUUUGGAAGCGUUGGGACAGCGACAUCGCUCCUAGUACAAGCAUUUCAUCUAUUUCGACAUGUGUCGUCAGCACGUAGCUUUGCAGAUAGCGCAGGGACACUUGCUGCACUAAUCGCAAUCGAAUAUUUCCGAUUCGAAACAUGGCUUCAACAGAGUGGUUUGCUGAUCACCGAUCCUGUGUCUGGCGAGUUUAUUGUUAGCGAAAGCUCGUUGCGCCGAGCUAUUCUUCUUGCUUCAGACGCAAGGUCGCUGGCGAUGGACUAUGGUCGCGUCGAGCGCCAUGUCUUGAUGGUUAUUAGCCAAGCCCAUCAAUGUCUUUUGAUGCUACAAGAGCUGCGUGAGAAGUACUCUCUUCACAACAAUGUCAGGAAUGCCGGCGACACCGAAACUCUCAAGUCUGCGGCAAUCCAAGAUAGUCGUGAGAUACCUACGGCAGCACCGCUGUUUCGGAAUGACCAAGUCGCUGAAGGCAUCAAAAAUAACAAAAAACUCCACCAACAUCGUGCAAAAACGGUCAGCUUCUUCCGUAAGGUGAACUUUACCUGGUCGUUCAAAGAUGAUAUUAGUGAUCGCACCAAAGUCAUGGAACACAUUUCAACUCUGAAGUCCUGCAACGACGCGCUUCUGGAAUGUCUACCAAUAACACAGCAGGGUACAGCUGAUAAGCUCGUGAAUAUGAAGGCGCUCGCCCUGUCAGGUUUACCUUCGGACUUAAAGGGGCUUAGGAGUGCUGCCUCGGCAUUUGACGAUCCGAUGCACCGUCAGAUUUACCAGGCAAUGGUUGUCAAAGCUAGAAGAGUAGAGGAAAGCACUCAAGCAGUAUCAAGCGAAGAACUUGAGCGGAUCAAGCUGGAUCCUGCAGACUUUCCUCUCCAGGGACAAUCAACCGAAUUCAGAAUCGUGUCUGAAUACACAGAAAAGUCGCCAGUUAUCUCAAAAGAGAAGAUGGAUGUUAUCUUGGAAGGUGUAUCGUUCCCAAUCUCCCUGACUGAGAAUGACCUUAAUCUUCUCAAGGAUCGCAUUGCACACCUCUCCACUCUGCUCCACAAUGCCGGCCAUCCUUACUUUCCAAUACUCCCACUUGGCAUCGGCUUCUUUCAGCAAUCUAGGACUUCAUUCACCCUCGUCUACCAACUCCCCUCGUUCGCUCAACAGCAGGAGGUUCCUCGCUCGCUCUAUUCUCUCCUCCCACGAAAUAAGUAUUCGAUUGAAGGUGAAAAGGCUGCCGGGACGAACAGAUUCAUACCAUCACUAGAGGAGCGUUAUAAGAUGGCUUCUGCCCUUGCUGAUGGUGUACUCUCUCUACUUGGUGUUGAGUGGAUGCAUAAAAGCAUUACAAGCCGGAACGUUGUUGUUUACCAUGCGUCAGGAAAAUUGGAUCUAUCCUCUCCUCAGUUAUUAGGUUUUGGGCUUGCACGUCGUGAACGACCUGAAGAACGCAGUGUCGAUGUACGCGACUACACGCCCUCUCCAUGGCGCUUUUGGCAACACCCGGAACUGCGUUCUGCUGGACAAGAACAUCGUAGGUUCGAACGUCGCUUCGAUAUCUUUUCGCUAGGUGUCGUCCUAUUCGAGAUAGGUAUGUGGCAGGACGCUCACUACUACAGCUCGUCUGGGUCUGCAUCAGCGGGAGCGGCCAACGCCGACGACCUUCGCCGAAGGCUAGUUACUGUAUGUUCACGUGAGAUGGCUCAUCGUAUGGGCCAGGGGUAUAAAUCGGCUGUCAUGGCGUGUCUAGAUGGGGACGAGAUAUGGUUGGGAGAUGCAUGGGACGGUGCCGAGAUGGAGGAAGAGGUGGAAGAAGGGAUGCAGGAUAGAGAGCCUGACGUUGCUGAAAUGUUUUAUUUGCAUGUUUCCAGCGUUCUCAGUUCUUGUUGUAAAUAG
Messenger RNA from Fusarium venenatum, 1893 nucleotides. Lineage: Eukaryota; Fungi; Ascomycota; Sordariomycetes; Hypocreales; Nectriaceae. The record is from RefSeq and is a predicted model, not a curated record.